Terrapene triunguis (Three-toed box turtle) is the source of this 1590-nucleotide messenger RNA. RefSeq names its product transketolase-like protein 2. The annotation marks the transcript as partial. The record is from RefSeq and is a predicted model, not a curated record. Gene Ontology annotation, molecular function: transketolase activity; thiamine pyrophosphate binding. Lineage: Eukaryota; Metazoa; Chordata; Testudines; Emydidae. The transcript is spliced from 10 exons.
CCCGUCUCCCCCCACAGCCACCCCACGUCCUGCUGCAGCGCAGCCGAGAUCGCGGCCGUGCUGUUCUUCCAGGCCAUGCGCUACCGGGCCAGCCAGCCGGCGCACCCCAGCAAUGACCGCUUUGUCCUCUCCAAGGGCCAUGCUGCCCCCUUGCUCUAUGCCGCCUGGGCUGAGGCCGGCUUCCUCAAGGAGCCGGAGCUGCUGAAUCUGCGCAAGAUCGACAGUGACCUGGAGGGACACCCCACCCCGAGGCUGCCCUUCGUGGAUGUGGCCACGGGCUCACUGGGGCAGGGCCUGGGCGCGGCCUGCGGGAUGGCCUACGUAGGCAAGUACUUCGACAAGGCCAGUUAUCGGGUGUUCUGCCUGCUGGGUGACGGGGAGGUGUCGGAGGGCUCCGUCUGGGAGGCUCUGGCCUUCGGCUCCCACUACCAGCUCGACAACCUGGUGGCCAUCGUGGACGUCAACCGGCUGGGCCAGAGCGAGGCGACGCCGCUGUGCCACGACAUGGAGGUGUACCGCCGCCGCUGCGAGGCCUUUGGGUGGAACACCUACGUGGUGGACGGCCACGCCGUGGAGGAGCUGGACGAGGCCCUGCGGCAGGCGGCUCAGGUGAAGGGGAAGCCCACGGCCAUCGUGGCCAAGACCUACAAGGGACGAGGCAUCCCUGGUGUGGAGGACGCGGAGAACUGGCACGGCAAGCCCAUGCCCAAGGACAAGGUGGAGUCCAUCAUCGGUGCCAUCCAGAGCCGGAUCCAGACCCACCAGGUGCUGGUGCCACAGGCCCCCAUUGAGGACGUCCCACAGAUCAGCAUCGCCGGCAUCUGCAUGCCCUCGCCGCCCGAAUACACCAUUGGGGACAAGGUGGCCACGCGGAAGGCCUAUGGUGUGGCCCUGGCAAAGCUGGGUGCUGCCAACGAGCGCGUGGUGGCCUUGGACGGCGACACCAAGAACUCCACCUUUUCCGAGCUGUUCAAGCAGGUGCACCCCGAGCGCUACAUCGAGUGCUACAUCGCCGAGCAGAACAUGGUCAGCGUGGCUCUGGGCUGUGCCGCCAGGGACCGGGCCGUGGUCUUCGCCAGCACCUUUGCUGCUUUCUUCACCCGGGCCUUCGACCACAUCCGCAUGGGCGCCAUCUCCCGGACCAACCUCAACCUGUGCGGCUCCCACUGCGGGGUCUCCAUCGGGGAGGACGGCCCCUCGCAGAUGGCCCUGGAGGACAUAGCCAUGUUCCGAACCAUUCCCGGCUGCACUGUCUUCUACCCCAGCGACGCGGUCUCCACGGAGCGCGCCGUCUGCCUGGCUGCCAACACCAAGGGCAUCUGCUUCAUCCGGACCAGCCGCCCAGAGACCCCGGUCAUCUACCCGCCGGAGGAGAAGUUUGAGAUUGGCCAGGCCAAGGUAAGGGGCUGGGAAGAGUGUGUGGGGGGUGAGUUGUUGGGUGACCCUGGGUCAAUGGCAGCCUCACUCUGUGCCUCAGUUUCUCCUCCUGCCUUGUCUGGAUUGGAGGCUCUUUGGGGAUGGGUCUGCGCAUUAUAAUGGGCCUCACCCAAUGCUGGGAGAGGGGCAGGGGGGGUUGUGGAGCUCAGGGCC